Salmo salar (Atlantic salmon) is the source of this 4619-nucleotide messenger RNA. Its product is annotated as ganglioside-induced differentiation-associated protein 1-like 1. NCBI's taxonomy places the organism in Eukaryota, Metazoa, Chordata, Actinopteri, Salmoniformes, Salmonidae. The record is from RefSeq and is a predicted model, not a curated record.
ACAGCUCUCCUAUACUCCUUUCCUCAUAGAGAGCACUUUGACCUCGUAAAAUGCACCCUCUCGUCACUCAGCGUAUUCUCAUGCUCGAGUAAAUGGUUAACGUUGUGUGGAUUACGCUAUACCAUUUUUGCCAACGCAAGCGUCAUAGAAAGACAUCUAGAAUUCAGUACCGGGCGCUGUCCAAAAUUGAUGCUGCCGCGUCGCGUCGAAUAUAUGAUGCUCUGCUCGUGGUGCUGAAAUCCUUUGCGCUCUUGUUCUCUCUUUUUUUCUCUCUGUCCCUCGCUCCUUCCAUCUCUCCUCUUUCCCUCCCUUUAUCCUCUCUCACAUUCACAAAACCCUCUGUCAUGGCGUCUUCCAACAAUGUUACCCCCACCAACUGUAGCUGGUGGCCCAUCUCAGCCAUGGAUGAAGACGGUGAAAUUACAGAUAUGGAGAAAAGCGAAGAGUCAGCUAUCGAGUCGAAACCUCAUUUCUCCAAAGACAAGCUUGUUUUGUAUCACUGGACGCAGUCUUUCACCUCUCAAAAGGUGCGUCUGGUGAUCAAUGAGAAGGGUCUGCUGUGUGAAGAGAGGGACGUGAGUCUCCCUAUAGCCGAGCACAAGGAGCCCUGGUUCAUGAGGCUCAACCUGGGGGAGGAGGUGGCUGUCUUCAUCCACGGAGACACCAUCGUCUCAGACUACAACCAGAUCAUAGAGUACCUAGAGGCUCAUUUUGGGGGAGAAACGGUGGCCCAGCUGAUUCCCGAUGCUGGCUCUCCACUCCACGAGCGUGUACAGCAGUACCGUGAGCUGCUGGACGGCCUGCCCAUGGAUGCUUACACCCACGGCUGUAUCCUGCACCCAGAGCUCACCACCGACUCCAUGAUCCCAAAGUAUGCCACCGCUGAAAUACGUAGACACUUGACCAACGCUGCGUCUGAGCUGAUGAAGCUGGACCAUGAGGAGCCCACUCUGACAGAGCCAUACCUCUCCAAGCAGAAAAAACUAAUGGCAAAAAUAUUGGACCAUGACAAUGUCAGCUACCUGAAGAAGAUUCUUGGCGAGUUGGCGAUGGUACUAGAUCAGGUGGAGGCCGAGCUAGAAAAGAGGAAAAUCGAGUAUAAAGGUCAAAAGUGUGAGUUGUGGCUAUGUGGACCUGAAUUUACACUAGCUGAUGUCUGCCUGGGAGCCUUGUUGCACAGGCUUAAGUUCUUGGGACUCUCAAAGAAAUACUGGGAGGACGGCAGCCGACCCAACCUCCAGUCCUUUUUCGAGCGAGUGCAAAAACGCUACGCUUUCCGCAAGGUUCUGGGCGACAUCCACACAACCCUCCUGUCAGCAGUUCUACCUAACGCAUUCCGAAUGGUAAAAAAGAAGCCACCAUCUUUUUUUGGGGCCUCUUUCCUCAUGGGCUCUCUGGGAGGGAUGGGAUACUUUGCCUAUUGGUUUUUAAAAAAGAAAUAUGUGUAGUGAACGCCCCCACCUCCUUGUGUUAAAUGUCUGUGUAUUUGUGUGAUGUUUCAACUUUUCUGUAAUGUUUUACGACAGCAGGAAAAUAUGAAUCUAUAUAGAAAACACUAUUACUUACCUGGGUGAACAAAGAAUAUACAAACAUUCCAUACACAAAGGAAUUCUUAACAGCAAAUCUUUCUGGUAUUCAAUGCCUUCAUCUAUUUAAUUUCUGGUAUAUCGAUCAACUUGUUACUUUCUCAUUAGCUCAUUUUAGAGGCAUGCUUUAGGUUCAGUUAUAUUGAAUUAUCAUUAUGGUCAUAUUCUCUACAAAUGAGAGAGCCAGACAGAAUGUUUUGACAUUGCAUCACCAUACCCAAAGUGGGGCUCAUCCACACCCUGCAUGUACUAGAGUUUUAUUAAAGGGAUAUUUCUGGAUUUUGACAAUGAGGUCCUAUGUCUACUUCCCAAGAGUCAGAUGAACUUGUGGAUACCAUUUUUAUGUCAACGUGUCCAGUAUAAAGGAAGCUUGAGGUAGUUUCGCGAGCCAAUGCUAACUAGCGUUAGCACAAUGACUGGAAGCUAACAGAUACCAUUAGAUUUCCAGUCAUUGUGCUAAUGCCAGUAAGCAUUCGCGCUUGCUAGUUAGCAACUUCAUUCAAACUGCACGCAGCGACAUAAAAAUGGUAUCCAUGAGUUCAUCUGACUCUGGGGAAGAUGAUAAAGUGCCUCAUUGGCAAAAUCCAGAAAUAUCCCCUUUAAUACAAUUUUCCGUCAUUGUUUUGGCGUUCACCUAUUGCCCUUCACUCCUCUGUUGGCCUGGGGUUUCCGUUAUUAAAACCCAGGCAAUUGACAUGAUGAACACUGAUACUGCACUUCUGAUACUUCCUGUGCUGCCAAAAACUGCCAGAUGAGACGUUAGGAUAGCAAGACGUCCAGUCGGUCCCAGUUAGCUCGCUAUCCCUUGGCCAUAACUCUUGUUUGCAGAUCUGUAAGCUCCACGACUACACUGCUUAUACCUACCCAGACCCUUCAGAUAUGCAAACAUUGGGCCAGAGGGAAUGGUUCGGGAGUGAUCUGGGAUCGGCUGAACCAACCAAAUACAGACACUACCUUUAGAGCACCAUGAAAACAUAUGCGCUCCAUCCAUUCAUUCAUUAAUAAAAGGUGAUUCUCAUUUCUCACACCACAGCUUUGAACUGAUCAUAAACUGAUCCUUGAAAGUCAGAGGUAUGAUGGAGAAAUACAAAAAGGGUCAAUUGAGCCCUCCGCAAUAUUGAGCGGAGAAUCAGUCAGUGGCCUUUAACAGUGCCCCUAUAGAGUGAUUAUGAAAUUCUACAUUGUUCAGUUAAAUAGUCACAUGAAUAGCUGACAUCUUUUUGAUUCCAGGAGUUUUAGUUCAGCUAACUAACCUUUUUGUUUAUUUUGUUAUAUGACUGGUAUAACUAGGCAUUUAACCUAAACUUCUACAACAUAAACCUCCUAUAAAACCCCCCGCUGGAGUCAGACUGAACUAUACAAUGUUCCCCUCUAUUCAGGAGUGCUAGCAUGUACACAGACGAAUGUGGAAGGUUAGCAGGGUUUGCAUUGUAUGAUUACAAGGAUUUAUUUAUAUUUAAAUGAGGUCUGGGUAAAAAAGAAACACAGGACAAGAUGCAAUACAGGAAGCUCCAGUUCUGUUUUUCCACAGAACCAGAAUAUCUUUCUCAAGUCUUUCCUCACGUCCUCUCCCUCCUUUUCAAAAUGUCAGAGGGAAUCGAGGAGACAGGGGAGCAUUAAACGAGAAGAGCAGAGGAAUCUUGGAUCUUCAGCUCUAUUUCAAUUGCUUAAACAUCCGUCCACUCCUUGUCAAGGCAAGAGAGACAACUGAGAAAUAUACUUUUUCUUUUCAAGGUGUUUUGAGGAAGAGAAAAGACCUGAGAUUUAUUCACUUUGAGUGAACAGAGUAACUGUGCAGAUGGUUGUUAACAGACUGCACGGCUGAUUACUACUGAGAUGGGGCGUUGGAAGAGGAUUCUGAACCAAAGACAAUGACCAUUGUUUCAUUAGCAAUGUGUCAGCUGUGUGGGAAAUCUAUGUCCUAAAUUGCACCCUGUUCCCUAUGUAGUGCACUCAUGUUGACAAGGGCCCAUAUGGCUCUGGUAAAAAGUAGUGCACUAGGUAAGGAAUAGGGUGCAAUUUUUGGAUUCGGCCAUACCUAAUGGUUUCACUUUUAUUACUUCUCCUUGUCAAGACACACUUGGGGCCGGUUUCCUAGACACAGAUAAAGCCUAGUCCUGGACUAAAAAGCAUACUCAACGGAAAAUCUUAAUUGAAAUAACUGUGUAGUUUAGGACAAGGUUUAGGCUUAAUCUUUGUCUGGGAAACCAGACCUACAAGUUUGUCUGAAAACUGGAAGUUGAGAAGUUACAAAUCAUCGUCACCUUUUUGUUUGUUGGUGACAAAAAAAAUAUUUGGUGCAGAAGAACUGUAAAAACAAAAUGAUUCACAAUAUGUUGAGCUUUGGAGAUCUAUAUAAUGGAAAGAACAUUUGACUCCAGCAGUCACCUGUAUAAGAACAAUAACAUAAAAUGGCACAGGUUUGAAUAUCUUAAGUUGAAGCUGUUUUUAAAGUUAGAAGUAAGCAAGGUAACACAUUUGACAGUUUGCCUAGCACUCAACUAAUACAUACAUUGUCUUUCAUUAUUAGCCAUACAGUAGUUUAACACAAGUGUCUACAAUCCACUUCAUUUUGUUUUUUCUUCUUGCACUAUUGUGGCUCCUCCUGGGACUUUCACUGAUGCAUAAACUGUAACACUGUCUGGGUGAAAUGUCAGAGACCAAUUGAGAAAUCACUUUUCCAUAACCAGCCUAUCAUUGUCAAGGCUUGUAUAUGUUUCAUUAUAACAAGCACCAUUGUCACUGAUAAUUAUCUGCUUCUUACAACUGAAAAAUGAAUCCCUGCAAAUAAGGUCUGUAAUUCAUAUGGCUCACAGAAAUCUGGAGACAAUGAAUUCAUCAAGUUGAGUACACUUAGUCCUUAUUUGUGGGCAUAUUACACAAUAGUAUUUCUUAUUUUUAUAAACAUGCAUUUAUUUAGAGUGCACUGUGUUUGUUCAUACGCCUUAAUUUAUUCAGUUGCCAUCAACAAAAAAUGUGUUAUGAAAUUGAAAAAUAGAAAUUGGAGAAUAUAAACUGUUAUUUCAACACUUA